ACAGGGGGAGUGAUGGAGCAUCGAGUAAUGUAAAGGACUCCAGUCGGGUCGCCGCGAUAUGAGAGUUUCUCCCCGCGCGCGCUCACAGACCAGCCACGCGCUGCUUCUACGGCAGCUUCACAUCUCGAUACCAACCACUCGUCCGGGAUAGAAGAUUUAAACCCAGAAUUAACAAACGUAGAGUGUUUAUUUCGUUGAUAUUCUCUGGACUUCAGGAACAGAUCGGUUGACAAAUGCUGUUUUGAGGACAAUGGCCCCUAGCUGAAGGCAGUGACGUCAAAAGACUGAGAUGGAGUUAUCCUCAAUAGACGCCUCUGCUGCACUGGGUAUAUGGGGCAACAGCUCCAUUCCCAGUUUCCUCCUCAAUGAGACUAUUCUUAAUGACACCUGCCUCCUCAACACAUCAAACUGCAUCAAUGCUACAGAUACAGGCAUCCGAUCAGGAACAAGCAUGGCUGGAAUCCUCAUCCCUCUUAUAUACAUAAUCGUCUGCAUCUUGGGCUUGGGAGGAAACUCUCUGGUCAUCCACAUUGUCCUGCAUUACUCAAAGACGGAGUCUGUGACUAACAUCUAUAUCUUGAAUCUCGCUAUAGCUGAUGAGCUUUUCAUGUUGGGCCUUCCGUUCCUUGCUGUGCAGAAUGCCAUGCACUCAUGGCCCUUCGGAUCCUUCACGUGCAGGCUGGUAAUGACCGUAGAUGGCAUCAACCAGUUCACCAGCAUUUUCUGCCUCACCGUGAUGAGCAUCGAUCGGUACCUGGCUGUGGUUCACCCUAUCCGGUCUUCGAAGUGGAGGCGACCACAAGUGGCCAAAGCAGUGAACGGAACGAUCUGGGCGGUCUCAUUUUUGGUAGUCCUGCCUGUGGUGAUUUUCGCCAACGUGCAAAGAGAGGGAGGAAUCUGUAACAUUAUAUGGCCUGAGCCGACCAAAAUCUGGGGGGCGGCAUUUAUCAUCUACACAUCCACCGUUGGGUUUUUCUUUCCCUUGCUGGUCAUCUGCAUGUGCUACCUUCUUAUAGUAUUCAAAAUUCGUAGUUCGGGAAAGAAAGUUCACGCCACUUCAACCAAACGGCGCAAGUCGGAGCGGAAGGUCACACGGAUGGUGGUGAUAGUGGUGGCUGUGUUUGUUUUUUGCUGGAUGCCGUUUUAUGCCCUCAACAUCAUAAACCUGGUGGUGUCACUCCGCGACGAGCCGCAAGGCCUGCAUCUUUUCGUGGUGGUGCUUUCUUAUGCCAACAGCUGCGCCAACCCUAUCGUGUACGGCUUUCUCUCUGAAAACUUCAAGCGUGGUUUCCGCAAGGCUCUGUGCCGCUCCUCGCGGAGGGUGGAAAACCGCGACCCCACAGAGCAGCAGCGACAGGAAGAAAGAAGAAGGGUGCUGAAGCCCAGGGAAAGCCUGAGGAGAGCAGUGAAAGCAGAAGAAGAUGAGGAAGAAGAUGAGUACAGGGAGGAAGUGACAGAGAUGACGGAGAUCUGCAAGAUUACUCAGAACGGAAACGGAAGUGGACAACCCGAAAGCACCCGUGCUCUUUUCACAGAGAGACCCUCAGCUGCGGGGUUUGCCGAGAUGGCCUCCCCAGGCAGGAGGGACAUGGAUGGGGAAACCGCUGGAAAAGUGGCAGCCUUUGGGCCUGCAGCAACCCUGCUAAACGGGGCUAAAAACGGUAGCGUGAAAACACUGCCAGAGGAACCAGUUGAAAAAAACACCUCACUGGAGAUCAGCUACUUGUAGAAUAACUGGAUUUAUGUCAGCUGGAAGAACAGUAUUAUUGUAAAUGCAUCCUGAGGCCUCCUCAAAAGAGCACUUUUUAAAAAAUUGGUAUUUUCUCUCCUGGCUUCUUUGAAAUCCUGUUUCACUUUUUGAAUGUAUCAAGAAAUCUAUAUUCCAUAAACAGAUUUAAUAUUAUGGACACUAUUAUAGAUUUGCAAACCAUCACAGUGGUUUUUACGUUAUUAGUCGAAUUUGACGGACGAAUCAAUGCAAUUAAUUUAAGGCUACUACUGGGCACCAGAUAAAUGAGAUCUGCAGAACAUUACUGUAAAAUGUGAUAAACUAAUUGAGAAGAUAACAAUUUUUUACACAUGUAAACAAUGGUUAAUAAUUGCCUAUACACAAUUUGUUGAUAUAUUCCUAUGGUGGUUUGUAAUUUUCUGUAAAUGUCUUUUUUAUGUACUUUUGCCUUACUUGUAAAGUGUUGUACGCUAAUAGAAAUGUGUUGCAGCGUCUGCAGCGUCUGCAGCGUCUGCGUUGAAUGUAGUUCUACAUGCAGGUUUGGGUGGAACCUAAUGAUCUGGGUCCUGUAAAUCUUUUUUCCGAGCGUGUAAGCAGUCACCUUACAGCAGCUUGCCUUUCCCUUACCCCAAUAUGUCUGCCAUUUUCCUGUAAUGAUCAACUCCGUUUUAUCCAGUUCUGUUGUCCGGGGGUAGUGUCAGGACCCAGCUCCUCCUUCUAAGAAAGAAAGCUAAAUUUGUGACCCUGUCUGUGAAAAUCCAGCUAAAGUCAUUUUUAAGUAAAUACAUAAAACUGUCCUGCGUCAUGUAAAGAACAUUCUGUGAAAAUAUAAUCUUGAUAUCUUUAAUAUUGGUUUAUGCCAGCACAAAGAUUAAAAUCGUAAUGAAAUGAAUGGUUAAAAUCUGUGAUGUUUGAUUUUUUCAUAUUUAGAUUAUGAGCCUUAAGUCUGGUUUUCACAGGCAGGGUCACAUGUGUACAAAUGAUUAUUUUAAUUGAUGGCAGAGGAAAUAACAUCAUGGCAGAUUUUGUGCAGUUAAUCAGUUUUGAUAUUCUUCAAAAUACCACAAACACAUUCAGCGUAACAUUAAAAUCCAAUGACAAUUCUUAAGGGACUCAACCUCUAUGGCUUAUACUGUUAAUGCUUCACAAUGUCACACACAGUCAGUGUUACUUAAUGGCUCAUGUUGUGCAGGGAGAUCCAUUCCACACAAAAGACACAAACACACAUUCAGACAUUGAGAUCAAUGCAAAGCUAAAAAACAUCAGGACUUUAAGCCUGACCUUUGACCCGCUCAGAUUAUCCAACACCAGCCAAAGAGGUUAAAGUGCAUCCAAUUAUAAUUUAAUUUAUGUUCCCUCAAACAAAAAACACAUGCGUACGCAUACAUUGAAAUUCCAAAGUAUCCCCAUCCAGUACCACAGUAUGUAUAUGUGACAUUCAGAGACCCUUUUCUUAAUGUUGUAAAUAAACGCUAACAAUUGAGAUUGUUACAAGCCCUAGCGUAUCACACCCACACUCCCCAUCUCCUCCUACGCCCAAGCUACCACUUUGGGCUCAGAGGAGUAAACAAAGCCAUUGCAGGCACUUUAUAAGAAAGAUAAAGAGAUUAAACAUCUUUAAUGAACGUGCUGUCCCUGUGCAUUUCACAGCUUUCUUUUACAACUGAUUGUUUAAAUAUUUCAAAAGAACGUUUCAAAAGCUGUGUGUGUGUGCUGGUCAAAUCACAAGAUGUUUAUUAGGAUUAUUUUUAAUUGUUGUGCUGUUACGUGGCAUUUAUCGAGCAUUGUUUUUACCAUCGGCGCCCUCAGAGAAGCCGCCAUUUCUGUCUGUGGGCAGAGCAGCACCCAUCCUGUGACCUUAUGAUUGGACAGCUCUCUAAAUGAAUGUCUGUGAUUCACUGGACGCUUGACACCCACCGAGGCCCACCCACACACGAUAUGGAUGCACAAAUAGGCAAAUAAUGCUGAAGGCUUCUUGUGAGCACCAUGAUGUUAUUCAUUUCUUGGCACAGACUUAUAGGCCUCUUGUGCAAAAGAAGCCAUUUACUCCAGCAUAAAAAAUACAACAGUACCCGUGUGUCUUUGGGCAAUAUAUUACUAUAUUUGCCGGUGUAUGUUUUGUACAAUCUUCUUUUUAGCUGCUUAAUGUACGUUUUAAAUUCCGCACUUUGCUGAGAGACUGUAAAUCAUGUAAAAUGUUUCGGGAAGAAUUAUUAUGGAAUUAAAUAGCUUUAAGUGUUAAAAGUGAUGAAUCUGCUGCUGAGUGCAUCUUGCAUUAGAUAAAUCCUUUCAUAUCUCUAAAUCAUUCUGUGUAUAUACUGAGAAAGUUUCAAAAAUCUACAUUUAUAUAUUUUCCAAAUUCUGAAAUAAAAGUUCUGUCUCUGUGAAUGUGCUUUUUAUGCUUUUAUGUGUUUGUCAACAUUUUUCAAGGUAAAAUUGUGUUCUGCCCGGACGCAGUCGAGCGCACGGUAACCUCAUGGAAGUCUGAGUCUGUUGGAUUUUUCAGUUUUUUGUUGAACUUGGUCAAAAUAAGCCAUAGUUAUGACAAUAAUGAGGAAAGACCUUAGCAAACAGGACAUUGUUGCUAACCAUUGGA
Messenger RNA from Triplophysa dalaica, 4325 nucleotides. It is a transcript of the gene sstr3a, whose product is annotated as somatostatin receptor 3. The transcript is spliced from 2 exons. Gene Ontology annotation, molecular function: neuropeptide binding; somatostatin receptor activity. Lineage: Eukaryota; Metazoa; Chordata; Actinopteri; Cypriniformes; Nemacheilidae. Gene Ontology annotation, biological process: neuropeptide signaling pathway. The coding region runs from base 290 to 1729 and encodes 479 amino acids. The record is from RefSeq and is a predicted model, not a curated record. Gene Ontology annotation, cellular component: membrane; neuron projection.